Equus caballus (horse) is the source of this 12058-nucleotide messenger RNA. RefSeq names its product polyhomeotic homolog 3 (gene PHC3). The record is from RefSeq and is a predicted model, not a curated record. Gene Ontology annotation, biological process: negative regulation of DNA-templated transcription. Gene Ontology annotation, molecular function: zinc ion binding; chromatin binding; histone binding. NCBI's taxonomy places the organism in Eukaryota, Metazoa, Chordata, Mammalia, Perissodactyla, Equidae. Gene Ontology annotation, cellular component: nucleus; PRC1 complex.
CUGGUGACUGAUGUCGUAACCGGGGGGCGAGUGGGGGCAGCGACACGUCCCCCCCAGGGGAAAGCUCGAGGCUCCUUCGCGGGCAGUGCGAGGGAAAAGGAGACCCGAGAGCCCCUUAUCGUGGAGGAGCCCGCUUGGCCCGUGUCGGGGGACGGAGGCGAACUAUCUCCAAAUGCAGUACAGUGGUUUGGCCAGUUCCACUCAUCGAUGUUUAGACUGGUGCCUCGAAUUUGGAUUCUCUGUGACCAUUUUUGAUUUAAGGACCACAGUACAGCCAUGGAUAGUGAACCAAAUCCUGGAACCUCUUCUGCGUCGACAACCACCAACAGCAGCACCACCACCACCAUCACCACUUCCUCCUCUCGAAUGCAGCAGCCACAGAUCUCUGUCUACAGUGGUGCAGACAGGCACGCUGUGCAGGUAAUUCAACAGGCAUUGCAUCGCCCCCCCAGCUCAGCUGCUCAGUACCUUCAGCAGAUGUAUGCAGCUCAACAGCAGCACUUAAUGCUGCACACUGCAGCUCUUCAGCAGCAGCAUUUAAGCAGCUCCCAGCUUCAAAGCCUUGCUGCUGUUCAGGCAAGUUUGUCCAGUGGAAGACCAUCCACAUCCCCCACAGGAAGUGUCACGCAACAGUCAAGUAUGUCCCAGACAUCUAUCAACCUCUCCACUUCUCCUACACCUGCACAGUUAAUAAGCCGUUCCCAGGCUUCCAGUUCUACCAGCGGCAGUAUUACCCAACAGACUAUGUUACUAGGGAGUACCUCCCCUACCCUAACGGCAAGCCAAGCUCAAAUGUAUCUCCGAGCUCAAAUGCUGAUUUUCACACCCGCUACCACUGUGGCUGCUGUACAGUCUGACAUUCCUGUUGUCUCGUCGUCAUCGUCAUCUUCCUGUCAGUCUGCAGCUACUCAGGUUCAGAAUUUAACAUUACGCAGCCAGAAGUUGGGUGUAUUAUCUAGCUCACAGAAUGGUCCGCCAAAAAGCACUAGUCAAACUCAAUCGUUGACAAUUUGUCAUAACAAAACAACAGUGACCAGUUCUAAAAUCAGCCAACGAGAUCCUUCUCCAGAAAGUAAUAAGAAAGGAGAAAGUCCAGGUCUGGAAUCACGAAGCACAGCUGUCACCCGGACAUCAAGUAUUCACCAGUUAAUAGCACCAGCUUCAUAUCCUCCAAUUCAGCCUCAUCCUCUAAUAAAACAUCAGCAGAUUCCUCUUCAUUCACCACCUCCCAAGGUUUCCCAUCAUCAGCUGAUAUUGCAACAGCAGCAACAGCAAAUUCAGCCAAUCACACUUCAAAAUCCAACUCAAGACCCACCCCCGUCCCAGCACUGUAUACCACUCCAAAACCAUGGCCUUCCUCCAGCUCCCACUAAUGCCCAGUCACAGCAUUGCUCACCGAUUCAGAGUCAUCCCCCUCCUUUAACAAUGUCUCCCAACCAGUCACAGUCAGCACAGCAGUCUGUAGUGGUGUCUCCUCCACCGCCUCAUUCACCAAGUCAGUCUCCUACUAUAAUUAUUCAUCCACAAGCACUUAUUCAGCCACACCCUCUUGUGUCAUCAGCUCUCCAGUCAGGGCCAAACUUGCAGCAGUCCACUGCUAAUCAGGUGCAACCUACAGCACAGCUGAAUCUUCCGUCCCAUCUUCCGCUUCCAGCUUCCCCUGUUGUACACAUUGGCCCAGUUCAGCAGUCCACUUUGGUGUCCCCAGGCCAGCAGAUUGUGUCUCCAGCAUCACACCAGCAAUAUUCAACCCUGCAGUCCUCUCCAAUCCCAAUUGCAACCCCUCCGCAGAUGUCGACAUCUCCUCCAGCUCAGAUUCCACCACUGCCCUUGCAGUCUAUGCAGUCUUUACAAGUGCAGCCUGAAAUUCUAUCCCAGGGCCAGGUUUUGGUGCAGAAUGCUUUGGUGUCAGAAGAGGAGCUUCCAGCUGCAGAAGCUUUGGUCCAGUUGCCAUUUCAGACUCUUCCUCCUCCACAGACUGUUGCGGUAAACCUACAAGUGCAACCACCAGCACCUGUUGAUCCACCAGUGGGAAUGCAUUUGAACCAGUGUCAUCUGCACAAAGUUUUUUCUCUUAAGGUUUAUCAAGUAGAAGAUGUGUGUGAGGAAGAAAUGCCGGAAGAGUCAGAUGAAUGUGUCCGGAUGGACAGAACUCCCCCACCACCCACAUUGUCUCCAGCUGCUAUAACUGUGGGGAGAGGAGAAGAUUUGACUUCUGAACAUCCUUUGUUAGAGCAAGUGGAAUUACCUGCUGUGGCAUCAGUCAGUGCUUCAGUCAUUAAAUCUCCAUCAGACCCUUCACAUGUUUCUGUUCCUCCGCCUCCACUCUUACUUCCAGCUGCUACCACAAGGAGCAAUAGUACGUCUAUGCCCAGUAGCAUUCCCAGUAUAGAAAACAAACCUCCACAGGCUAUCGUUAAACCACAGAUUUUGACCCAUGUUAUUGAAGGCUUUGUGAUUCAGGAGGGAUUGGAGCCAUUUCCUGUGAGUCGUUCAUCUUUGCUAAUAGAACAGCCUGUGAAAAAAAGGCCUCUCCUGGAUACUCAGGUGAUAAAUUCUGUGUGUGUUCAGCCAGAGCUACAGAAUAAUACAAAACAUGCAGAUAAUUCGUCUGACACGGAGAUGGAAGACAUGAUUGCUGAAGAGACUUUAGAAGAAAUGGACAGUGAGUUGCUCAAGUGUGAAUUCUGUGGGAAGAUGGGAUAUGCUAAUGAAUUUCUGCGGUCAAAACGAUUCUGCACUAUGUCAUGUGCCAAAAGGUACAAUGUUAGCUGUUCUAAAAAAUUUGCACUUAGUCGUUGGAAUCGUAAGCCUGAUAAUCAAAGUCUUGGUCAUCGUGGCCGUCGUCCAAGUGGCCCUGAUGGGGCAGCAAGAGAACAUCUCCUUAGGCAGCUUCCAAUUACUUAUCCAUCUGCAGAAGAAGACUUGGCUUCUCAUGAAGAUCCUGUGCCAUCUGCUAUGACAACACGUCUGCGCAGGCAAAGUGAGCGGGAAAGAGAACGUGAGCUUCGGGAUGUGAGAAUUAGAAAGAUGCCUGAGAACAAUGACUUGCUACCAGUUGCACAAACAGAGCCAUCUAUAUGGACAGUGGAUGAUGUCUGGGCCUUCAUCCAUUCUUUGCCUGGCUGCCAAGAUAUCGCAGAUGAGUUCAGAGCACAGGAGAUUGACGGACAGGCCCUUCUCUUGCUAAAGGAAGACCAUCUUAUGAGCGCCAUGAAUAUCAAGCUGGGCCCGGCCCUAAAGAUCUGUGCGCGCAUCAACUCUCUGAAGGAGUCGUAACAGUAGCCUGACACUUUGAGAUCACAGCAGGUUUACUCUUCUCAAACUCAUAAGGUAAAGGCUCAAGUUGGCCUAGAAUAUUAUCACUUACUGUGGUGGAUAGCCCACCACAUUGGGAUCUCUGCAUCAAAAGCUGACAUUUCUUCUACAGAUAUGAAAAUUCAUCGUACAUUUUCAUAAUUAGUCAACAGUGAUGAAAUUAAUUUUACAGGUCACACACAACGUUGAAAGACUUGCUAUAGAGGGCCAUGAUAUUUUUCAAAGAAACGUGUUAUACUAGAUAAUUUUUUUAAAGGUGAUGUUUAUCAUUAAUAUAAAGAAUCCUUUUAAAAGUAAUUUAAUGAUUUACCUUUCUCCUCUUUUGAUUCAGUUUUCUUAGACAUUUUUCUACCCUAUAAGUUUGCUAUAGGUUGUCUUGUGAGAGGUAAUUUAGGAAUAAUUUAGUAGUCCAGUGACUGGAAUUGUAUGCAGUGAGCUAUCCGAGUGCAUUUUAAAAAACAUGUCUAUUAGACAAUGGCUAUGUCUAGAAAAAAGAUUGCAUUCUAGCAUGAAUAACACUGAUCUGGAAGUCAGAAGAUUUGGUUUCUAUUCCAAGCUUGACCAAGAAUUUGGUGUGACUGAGAAAGUUACUUUUCAUGUAAGUCUUUGUACAUUUAGAGCAGUGGUUCUCAAUGGAGGUCACUUUUGCUCCCCAGGGGACAUUUGGCCAUGUCUAGGGACAUUUUGGUUGUCAUAGCUUGGGGGUUGGGGGGGAGAGUUGCUAUUGGUACCUAGUGCUGGAGGACAGAGAUGUUGCUAAAUAUCCUACAAUGCACAGGCCAGUCCUCCACAAAAAAGAGUUAUCUGGUCCAAAAUGUCAGUAGUGCCAAGGUUGAGAAACUUUGAUGUAGGAGUGAUAAAUGCUGCUCUUUUUCACCCAAAGGGUUAUUUUGAAAAGAUAGGCCAUCAUAAGGAAUACAUUAUACAAUUAAGUGCUUCAGAUAGCAUUAAUGUUCUGCUGAACAUUUUUCCAGUUUUCGGCAUACUAGAAAAAGGAGGAAAAAUCAUUAAAUUGGCCUAAAAAAUAAGGACUAGUCUGCAAAUAAUUUGACUCUCAGAAAGUACUGAUUCAUAUUAAUUAUCUUUCACAUCUCUCUGCACCUCUGCAUUGAUGAAGGCACAUAUAAUUAUACCUUAUGAACCAGUGCACAGCCUUUGCUGGCAAGGCAAUCGUUUGUAGUGGCUAUGUGGUUGGUCCUGGGAUUUUUUCUGAAGUUGAACGUGCUGGGUCUAGCUAGAAUGCACAUUCCUUUUUCCUUGACUAAACCCUUGCAUACUUCCUGCAAAGCACUUACCAAGUGAUAUCUCUUGGAUAAUCAGAUCCAAUUUUGUCUGUACAUGUUUUAGGGAAAAAAAAUUUUAAAACAAAACCUUUUUAGUGUUCUCUGAGAAUUAUGACACUAAAACAAAAUUAUUCUGGGAGCCUUGAGAGCUCUGUAGUCCUGGACCUCAAAAAUUUGUUUUAAUUUUUUUUUAUCUUAUCUAUACCACAAAAUGGAAAUGUUUUAAUAAUUGAAGGAACAUACACAGAUAUUUGCCAGAGAUUCAGUAGGUAGGAAAGAGUCCAUGGGUUUCAGUCAUUGUCACUGCUCUUUUCAAAAGGAUUGUGUUGAGCUAGUAGAAGACUAAAGAUGUCAUUAAAGACAUCACAAAUAUUUAUCUUUUGGCUUUGUGUACAUUAGAGAAUGUUGAUUAUUUUUAUACAAAAAUACAGCGGGUAAUUUUUUUAAUCUUUAGAUGCCUCUUGUUUGAAUGUAUGCUUUGUGGGGUUCUUUUGUGUAGUAAUGUUUUAAAAAAAGAUGUUUACCGAUAGUUAUGUGUAGGAUUAGAAUGUAAUAUAGUGUAAGGCUCAUGUUCCAGACCUACAAUAGCUUGUAGUCUGUGUCACAUAUUUCUUUAUAUCACAUUUCUAAUUAUUGGAUUAAAGGAAAGGAUUGGAUUCAAGGAAAGGUAGGUACUCUGUAGUCAAUUUUCAUAUAUUAGCAGUUAAUCAUUGUGACAGAGUUGUCAUAGGCUUGACUGUUCCCCUCAUCUUGCAACUUCAGAGCACAAGUAUAGGCUAAGCAUUGUAGGAGAUGGCCCACUAUGUGGCGGAUGGGGGCACAAAGGAAAAUCUCCUCUGGAAUUAAAACUUGAUGAUAGAUAAUCCACAAACAGUUAAUACAAAAUUGAUUACUUAGGGAUAGACUCCUCUAGCAAUAAUGAUUACGUCCCAUAACUAAAUAUAAAUAUCUGUAGCCUCUAAGGUCAUAACUUUGAACUGUGCUGUAGGUUCUCCUUUUAUCUACUUCCUCUUCUCAUAUCAGUCAUUAUGUACUUCCUGAAAGUCCCUUGUGCCUAGCACUGUGUUAAGUGUCAAGAAAGCUUACAAGAGAGGUUUCCAUUUGAGAGCACCUUAUAUCUUAAACCUUUUAAUAAUCUUAAGAUUAGUCCAGAUCUUCUGUUGUCCCCACUGAAAACACCCAAAAAAUUGAGUUGUUUUAUUUAGAAAUGGCUCAUUUGCUUUCAAUUGGUAGUUUUAUUCAUUGAUGCAGCUCUUUCUUUCUAGAUGAUUUAACCAUCUUAAUUUCAAAGCUUCAGUUAGAUAUAGUGGAUGUAAAUAAUGGCCCUGGCCUGUCUCCUGAGCUUUAAGCACAGUUUUAGUGUGAUAUAGGUGGGGAGAGUGCUACUAUUUUCGUUUUCUUUCAUAUUACUAAUUGUUUUAGGAAUUUGAUUGAGGAGAGGGAGUGACAAGCAGAAAGGGGACAUGGGAAGUCCUUCCUUUUGCUACCGAGGUUGGUAUUUUCUGACUUCUUUAAACUAAUGCACUCUUUUCUCAUUGAGGGAAAAAACCUUAGAAAUUUGAGAUUUUAUUUGUUUUAAGCCGUGUGUUCUGAAGGAGGUAAACAAACCGAGAGAGCUGGUUUGUGAAGGUUAUUUUUUACAUGACAUGGCUUUUCAUCAAGCCUUGUGCAGGCACGUGUCGAACGCAGCUCUGCAGCUUUGAUAGAAUCAGUAUAGCAUGAGACAGUGCUGUUCCCAGCCUGCCGCUGUUUAAGUAGCAUAUAACUGGUUCCAUGAUGGUACUUUUAAUUUGCUGUGGCAUCUGCUAAACAGACUUUUUUUGGUCCCCGUUUGAGCUGUCACCUAAGAGUAGAGAAGAGGGGAUGGGAGGAAAGACAUGUCAGUGAAGAAGCUUGAGAAUGGGAGAGGCAGACACGAGACCUGCCACUCUGUUAGCUCAUCCACUUCAACACUGAACAAAUUUCUGCACUUUGGAAGUUAGUAUUCAUGUUUUACCUAGUUUUAAGUAGAAAUGAUUGUUUUUAGGUAGCUCAGUGUUUUAUUUUCGUUUCCUGGCGUGUUGAAACGCUUAGAACUGUAUGAAAUAAGUAUUGUUUUGCCCAUGCUUUUGAAUAUUUUUGACAUAGCUAAUCUUCAUAUAUCUAGUGUGGAAUUAUAGUCAGACAUUUAUUCAAAUACCAGUCUUAGUUUAAAAUCUGUCAUAGUGCCCCAUAGCACUGGAUUGUUCCCAUUAUUUGCAUUGGCAGGGUUUGGGUGCCACCAUGGCACAAGUAUGAUAGGGAGGCAAUACAUGGAUUGUAUUGACUUAUGUUGUGUUUACAUGUGCGUAAACAGUUUUGCAAAGAAAUGCGAAUGAUGCCAUCCUCACAGCCAUAUCAAAUGGAAAAAAUCCCUGGCUGGCACUGUUAAAAUGUUUUAAAGACAUAUUUUUAACCAGAACAGCCUGGUUAUAUUUUGUGGUUUGAAGAUCCUCACCCUUAGUGAAUGGCAGAAACACGUGCUGCCAACAUGCAACUGGCAUUGAGCUUUACUGACAGCACAGAAGGACCUCACUCACCCCUCACCAUCCCUAAAGCCUCCUCUAGCCCCAAGGAAACUCUGCAUGAAAACUUUCUUUAGACUUUUGGCUGAAAAUCCUUAGAGAGGAUUUUGUAGUAGGGUUAAUUUUAGGGAGGUAACUGGGACAGGACUUUCUAAUACCUAAUAGUCAUGUUUCAGUGAAACCUUUGCGCAGUAGAAACUGGCCCAUCUCUGCACAGUGUCUGCUCAGUCUGUUUCCUGUGCACCAUAUAUGUAACUAGCUGGGCCCUGGGGAAGGUAUUCUAGGGGGAAGGAUAGGGAAGUAGAAGAGGAGACAAAUAGGAGGGAAAGCAUUCGAGACCCAAGAGGAUAGUACAGUUAACUGAUUGAGGUCAUGAAGUAUAGAUAUGACCUUCAGUAGUUCAAAAUAAUAAAUUGUAAUGGUUGGAUCCCAUUAUCUUAUUGGAUCCCAUAAAUCUUAUGUCGAGAUUUACCUGUAAGCAGACUCAUUCUUUCACUCUUUUUAUCAAGUGAUCCUGCCCUUAGGAGCAUAUUAAUAGUUCAAGUGAUACAUAAGUUAGUGAUUUUUGACUUCUCAAAAAGGUGACAAAUAUAUUUGGAGAAUAUUUGUUAAAAACUCAAAGGUUAAUUGUUAUGAUUGAGUUAUCAGAAUUAAAGGGGAGAGAGAGUCCAUUUUCAGAUACCACAGUUGAAUCAAGCAUAUGGACUGUUAUAAAGAAAGGUGUUUUUAAGACAGGAUUUUGUUAGGUUGUGUCUCAGUCUAAACAUUGGAUGACUAAGAGCUACAGGUUUCUCUUUAUUAGUGUGGAUUUCAGUAAAGACAAGCCUACCUCCAUUUCUUUGAUGCACAGUAGUGUGGAUCAUGAAAUGAAUUGUUUAAUCCACACUCAUCAAUAUUGGUAUUUUAUGAAUCUAUUUAGAAGCAUUUGAUUUCAUCUUAAAAAUUGUGAUUCAAGUUAGAUAAGCACAAAUAACAGUAUUAGGAAAAGUAAAUAUGUAAUCUUACUAAAAUUUAAUUUCAACCUAUUAUAAGCUGUACAUCUUAAAAUUCUUUGGGAAGAUAUUCCUCUUUUGUUAGAAGUUCAUAAAAUGCAUCACUAUAAUUUCCUUCAUAGGAAAUUUCCCUCAUAGCAGCAAUACAAGCCAUUUCUUCAAUAAAAAAUGUUGAAAAUUGUAUUAUCUUCUUUGAAAAAAGUUUCCUAAAUUUUUAAGAAUUUUAAAGUUUUACAUAUUUUUUAGAGCUUAUUUAAUCUAUUUUAAAAUAAUACUAUGAGAAAGCUUUUUUUUGAAAUUGUAAAGCACUAAUACAAAUAUAAUUAUUGCCGUCAUAUUCCAGAGCAAACUGUUUGGCUGCUUCUGCUCUUUCGCUUCAGUACACAUGGGUGAGAGGGAGCGGCCUCCCCCCUCUGCUGGCUGAGGCCCGCUUCCCACACAGAGGCUCCGGGCUGCCCUCGCACAGGCGCACGUACCUCUGAAGCGCCAUGCUGAGGAACCUUUUAGGAAAUGUUUCCCACGGAUGUUGUAUUUUUCCCUUUGUAUAACUUGUAAACAUUUAAUUUUAUUUAAAGAUGACAGUUUUACUCUCAGAUCAGAUGUUGGAGAAGAGGUACAUUAGAAAAAUAUUUUUUCCUACUGCCUCUGAAAAGUAUAGUUGCUCUUGGUGAUAUUGGUGGCAUCAGUAUGAAUCCAUAGGAAGAAAACCUGUGCAAAGGUUUUAAAAUGUAUUGUUUAAAAGGAAAAAAUUUUAAUGUGGGAAAAAAUCAAGAUAAAUUUAAAACACUUAUGCUAACGUGGCAUACAUAGUUUUAAAUGUAAGAGUAAUGUAGUAAGUCCUUUUAGACCCUAACCUGUAUACACUGCCUCCUGUAAUCUUAGGAAUUGAUAGUAGCCAUCAUUUAUUUGCUUAAAAGUUAUACUUUAGGGAAUAUGAUCAGUGUUAAAUUCAUGUUUUGUGGAGCUUUGAUUGAUGGAGGUGAAGAAGUUGGUGUUUAUGAGAGAGUGGUGGGUCUGGUAGUGAAAUAAACGUCAACCUACUUUAGAAAGAAGAAACUUUUUUAGUCUUGCCUCAAGCAAACCAGAGUGACCACUGCUUAAAAUCUUUGUUUAGAAUGCCAUGUUAAAAAUCAUAAUCCUUUUUGUUUUAGGUAAUACUAAAUAGUCUACUUCAAUAGUUAAUAAUAGAUGGAAUAAUCAUUAAAUUAACAUGACGAAUAAGAUAGAACGCUGGCCAGGAGAUGGGUUUUACUCCAGUUGGUGAUUAGCUGUGUGACGCUUCAGGCAGUUACUUAGCUCUUAACCUCUUUCCUCUUCUGAGUUUACAGCAUGGACCCUAUACUACUCAAAAUGUGAAUUUUGGUUCAAAUCAUCUUUAAAGUGCCUCCUUGCUCUAAAAUGAUGAUUCUAGGCCACAUAAUGGGGUAUUUUUAAAGUUGCUCCUAUUUAAUUAAUUCUCUUUCCUUUUAAUGGUUCAUUUAAUACUUAAGAGCUUUUGCUGAAAGAUAAUUAUUUAUUAAGCAUGCAUUUCCUAGGGCACCUACAGUCUUUGUUCUCCUAAAGAUUAAGGUAGAAAAUUCAUACAGAUGAGCAAAUGAGGCCAUUUUUCUAAAUGCUUCUUGCUAGUUAACCUCUGUACAUAUGAACACAUAUGAGCAUUAUCAUUCAUUGACAUUUAUCCAUUCGUUUAGCAAACCAUUUGAACAUUUACUGUGUGGUGCACAUGACUUAAGGAACCUAGUAAUAAGUAAACAAAAUCUUCCCAAACAAAAUCUGGUGGCUUAAACAAACAUGGACAUAAUUAUUAUUACUUAAUGUACUGAACAUAAAGUUGGAACUGAGAGGGAAUUUUUUAUGCCUUGGGUAAAGGAUGAGGCAGAUCACAUGGAAGGUGUUUAAGUGAGUCACAUCACAAUUCCUACAACACAUUUCACAGUUGAACACCAGUCAACCGUAUAUCUGAUAGGUUACACAAUUAAGGGUACCUAACAUUAAGGAUUUACAUUUUGAAGCUGUUGUGACAGCCCAUAUUUCUCAGAGUUAUUUUGACACUUGAAUCUAUUCCAGAGGUUGCUAUGCACGGUGUGUGACAGAAUAGUACAAAGAAGCUGGUGCUGACUGACUUUACAUUUUUAACUACAAAAACUUUACACCCAGUAUUGACAGUGAAGUAACUUUAUAAAACUGAAAAAUCUCAAAGGAGAUCGCUGAACAGGUUUGAUUUUUAUUUUGUUUUUUUUUUGUUUUUAAAGCAAGAAAAAUCACACAAAAUAAAUUUUAUUGUUAUUACAAAUAUCUGCUUUUUAGAAAGCACACAUAUAUUACAUAGUAAAAGGGUUUCCUUUAAAACGCAGAACUGGUAAACAUAAAACAGUUCCCUGCUGGAAUUGACAAGUAUUUGAGGAGCAGACAUCGAUGGGAUAGAUUAUUAAUUGAGUAAAGGUUCCUUGCCUACUGGAGGAUUCUGUAAAUUACGUUGUAAUUCCUAUUGACACAGCUUUACAUAGUAAUAUCACUUGAUACUAAUGUUCUCCAUAAAGAUACAAAAUGAAAAUAUCUAAUAUUAUAAAGAUCUCUUCUCAUCAUAGUCACAGCUUUUUAAAGCAGGAAAAUGUCCAGAUACAUGUUAGAUUAGUGUGUGUAACAAACUGAUUGAAAAUUAGGAAUGUUGAUAUUCAAAUAACCAGAUAGUCUGGGUUUAAAAACUUUUUUCAUAGUACUGGGUAAAAUUAACUUUUACAAUGUUUUAAUUCAACUAAUUUUUCAAAUAUUUUAUGCUGUUAAAAUAUCUAUUGCAUAAAUACUUUUUGUAUUUGUAUUCUUAUAUUUUAAAAAGUCAACGAAGUGUGCAAAGAUGGUAUAAUUUUGGAUGUCUAAUUUCCAAGAUGUUUAACCAGAGUCCCAAUCACCUCAUUCAAAAGCAUGGUCUUUGUUUUUUCCGUAGGAAAAAAGUCAAAGUAAGUUCCAAAAACUAUUCUCAGAGUAAGGAGUGAGCUUGUGGUGAAGCCUGGAGUUGUAGACAGCAGUGUGCAGGGUGGGUACUGACACUGGGGCAGGCAUUUAUUUCAAGCCUCUUUGUUGAAUUCGUGCUUUUUGUCUUCUUGCUUGUUAAAAAAAAAUUUGUUGAUUUAACAAAGGCAAAUUGUGAUAAACUUUUUUUAAUUUUAAUUUUUGAUGCUUCAAGCACAUGUUAACUGAUUUUUAAAAAUUGCUCCUUUUGGUUCCUCGUAUUGUCCUAAAAUAGGACUUUCAUAUUAUUAAAACCUCAAAAGCUGAUCCUCCCAGGAUGAACAAAGCAUCACCAAGGGGAAAGAAAACAUUUUUUAUCUUUACAGAAAACAAAUGUUAAGAUUAUAUAUAGAUGUAUUCUUUACAUUGGCUAUUGUAUUCGAGUCCUCCUUACAGGAAAUGAAAUAGUUUUAGCACUCGUAGCAUUAGCGUUCCUAGAUUGGUGUCUGUAGCUGCAGUUUUAAAAUGUAUAACCUGAAAAUGAAGUUAAUUUUGCAUUAUAAGAGCACACCAUGAUCUAUGUAAAAAGAUUGUCCAUUUGGUGUAUUUUUUUAAAAAAGAAAAAGCACUUUCAUAUUAACAAGUAGCAUGUGUAUGAAUUUUAGAUUUUCAUAUUUGUUGUGUCUGUAUUCAGUGAAGUAAAAUUGAGCAUUCAGAUGUUUGUUGAUGGCAACAUUAACUGUUAAAUUAAAGCACCUUAUACUCUGCUGCUUAAACUUGCUUGUAAUUGCACCUUUGUUACCUGCACAUUUUCACAUAGAAUAUUGUUGUAACAUUGCUUCAUGUGGGUCUGGAUGGAGGUUAGUGGGCCUACAGGAUCAUUUAUUUAUAUUGUUUAUAUUACAAUAAUAUAUUGUAGACCAGUUGUAAGUUCAUUUCUUUACAAAUAAAAGCCUCUUCCAUUUGGCUGGUC